This is a messenger RNA of Anastrepha obliqua, 930 nucleotides long. RefSeq lists its product as uncharacterized. NCBI's taxonomy places the organism in Eukaryota, Metazoa, Arthropoda, Insecta, Diptera, Tephritidae. The transcript has 3 exons. The coding region runs from base 577 to 930 and encodes 117 amino acids. The record is from RefSeq and is a predicted model, not a curated record.
CGAUCAGUUCAAUUGUACACCUCGUGCGCGAUUGUAUAUAAUUUAGCGUGAGUGUUUCAAUAAACUACAGGAAGCAGUUUCGCGAAUUCAUUGUAUUGUAAAUUUUGUGAUUUUAUACAAUUUUUGUAAAAGAAAAGCAGAGAAGUGUUUUUUUGUUAAUGAAAUAGUGACGGACGGUGGUUCUAUUCAUACGGGUUAACUGCUAAACGGCAAACGCAAACAGCGCGAAUCGCAGUCUAUUCAGUGUCAAAACUCAUUGCAAGUGGCAUACAAAUACACAUAAAAACGUGCAAUUCAUACGUACAUACGAAAAACAAAAAAACUGUUCUUUCGCACAUUCGCAUAUACAUAUGUACGCGUGUAUAUGUAUGUGUGUACUACAAACGUGUAUAAUUAUUCCUCAACGAUAAGCUCGAUUAUUCAAUUAAAAUUUUUCGCUUUACUCGCACUCCACUUAACGCAUAUCGGCGGCGCGUCAAAACGUUUGCUUCAUUAAUUGCUACUGCGGCUACUGCUGUUGCUAAAAAUAGUGUGGCACAAAAACAACUCAAGCGUUAUUUAUUAAUAAAAGUUAAUAUGCCAGAUUUGUCGCAAGACGUUUUCGAAAUACAAAAUCCCAUCUCAUCAACGCCGUUGUCAACGCGAUCCUCAUCGUCCAAUAGUGUCGUCUCGCAAGCAGCAGCAAACGGUAGCUGGAACAUGAAUGGUAGUGGCGGCGAUGGCAGCGGUGGCGGUGGCGGUGGCUCAGUUAGCACCCUAUCUGUGCCUGGCCAACAACUGGAAGUGUUGCCUCACAAUGGCGCUCAUGGGGAGAUGCCCCAUCAGGGGUACAAGCGUGAGUUGGACCACAGGUAUGUUUCUGUAAAACACCAGCUUGCUGUGUAUAUUUCUUUGAACACCACCUGUAUUCCGGUAACUACAAAUGAAUAA